This is a messenger RNA of Lodderomyces oxycetoniae, 2691 nucleotides long. RefSeq names its product H(+)-exporting P2-type ATPase (gene PMA1). Gene Ontology annotation, molecular function: ATP binding; ATP hydrolysis activity; P-type proton-exporting transporter activity. Bases 1 to 2691 code for a protein of 896 amino acids. The transcript has a single exon. NCBI's taxonomy places the organism in Eukaryota, Fungi, Ascomycota, Pichiomycetes, Serinales, Debaryomycetaceae. Gene Ontology annotation, cellular component: plasma membrane. The record is from RefSeq and is a predicted model, not a curated record. Gene Ontology annotation, biological process: regulation of intracellular pH; proton export across plasma membrane.
AUGAGUGCUACUCAACCUACUAAUGAAAAAAUUGACAAGAAUGUCUCUGACGACGAUGACGAGGACAUUGAUCAAUUAGUUUUGGAUUUACAAUCCAACCCCGGUGCUGGAGAUGAAGAAGAGGAAGAGCACGAUGAGAAUGCUUCAUUUAAAGCCGUUCCUGAAGAAUUGUUACAAACAGAUCCAAGAACAGGUUUAUCCGACGACGAAGUCCACAAGAGAAGAAAAAGAUAUGGUUUGAAUCAGAUGGCUGAAGAAAAUGAAAAUUUAGUUGUUAAAUUCGCCAUGUUCUUUGUUGGUCCAAUUCAAUUCGUUAUGGAAGCCGCUGCUGUCUUGGCCGCUGGUUUGGAAGAUUGGGUCGAUUUCGGUGUCAUUUGUGGUUUGUUGUUAUUGAAUGCUUUUGUUGGUUUUAUCCAAGAAUACCAAGCUGGUUCGAUUGUUGACGAAUUGAAAAAGACUUUGGCAAACACUGCCUUGGUUGUUAGAAAUGGUCAAUUGGUUGAAAUCCCUGCAAAUGAAGUUGUUCCUGGUGAUAUCUUGCAAUUGGAAGAUGGUACCGUUAUCCCAACUGAUGGAAGAAUUGUUUCCGAAGAUUGCUUAUUGCAAGUUGAUCAAUCAGCUAUUACUGGUGAAUCGCUUGCUGUUGACAAGAGACACGGCGAUAACUGUUACUCUUCUUCUACUGUUAAGACUGGUGAAGCAUUUAUGAUUGUUACUGCUACUGGUGAUAACACUUUUGUUGGUAGAGCUGCUGCCUUGGUUAACAAGGCUUCUUCUGGUACUGGUCACUUUACUGAAGUCUUGAACGGUAUUGGUACAACUUUGUUGGUUUUCGUUAUCAUUACCUUGUUGGUUGUUUGGUGUGCUUGUUUCUACAGAACAGUCAGAAUUGUUCCAAUUUUGAGAUAUACUUUGGCUAUCACCAUUAUUGGUGUUCCUGUUGGUUUGCCAGCUGUUGUUACCACAACUAUGGCUGUCGGUGCUGCUUACUUGGCUAAAAAGCAAGCUAUUGUCCAAAAAUUGUCCGCUAUUGAAUCUUUGGCUGGUGUCGAGAUUUUGUGUUCAGAUAAAACUGGUACUUUGACCAAAAACAAAUUGUCUUUGCACGAACCAUAUACCGUUGAAGGUGUUGAACCAGAUGACUUGAUGUUGACUGCUUGUUUGGCAGCUUCAAGAAAAAAGAAGGGUUUGGAUGCCAUUGAUAAAGCAUUCUUGAAAUCUUUGAUCAACUACCCAAGAGCUAAAGCAGCAUUGCCAAAGUACAAAGUUAUUGAGUUCCAGCCAUUCGACCCUGUUUCCAAAAAAGUUACUGCUAUUGUUGAGUCCCCUGAAGGUGAAAGAAUUAUUUGUGUUAAAGGUGCUCCAUUAUUCGUCUUGAAGACUGUUGAAGAUGACCACCCUAUCCCCGAAGAUAUUCACGAAAAUUACCAAAACACUGUUGCUGAAUUUGCUUCUAGAGGUUUCAGAUCUUUGGGUGUUGCAAGAAAGAGAGGUGAAGGUCACUGGGAAAUUUUGGGUAUCAUGCCAUGUAUGGAUCCUCCAAGAGAUGAUACUGCUGCAACUGUUAAUGAAGCUAGAAGAUUAGGUUUGAGAGUUAAGAUGUUAACUGGUGAUGCCGUUGGUAUUGCUAAGGAAACAUGUCGUCAAUUAGGUUUGGGUACUAACAUUUACGAUGCUGACAGAUUGGGUCUUUCUGGAGGCGGUGACAUGGCUGGUUCUGAAAUUGCUGAUUUCGUUGAAAACGCUGAUGGUUUCGCUGAAGUGUUCCCACAACAUAAAUAUAAUGCGGUCGAAAUUUUACAAUCUAGAGGAUAUCUUGUUGCCAUGACUGGUGAUGGUGUCAAUGAUGCACCAUCUUUGAAGAAGGCAGAUACCGGUAUUGCCGUUGAAGGUGCCACCGAUGCUGCUAGAUCUGCUGCUGAUAUCGUUUUCCUUGCUCCUGGUUUAUCUGCAAUUAUUGAUGCCUUGAAGACAUCUAGACAAAUUUUCCACAGAAUGUACUCAUAUGUUGUUUACCGUAUUGCUUUGUCAUUGCACUUGGAAGUUUUCCUUGGUUUAUGGAUUGCUAUUUUGAAUCAUUCCUUAAACAUUGAUUUGGUUGUCUUCAUUGCCAUUUUCGCCGAUGUUGCUACUUUGGCUAUUGCUUAUGAUAAUGCUCCAUAUGAUCCAAAACCAGUCAAAUGGAACACUCCUAGAUUAUGGGGUAUGUCCAUUAUCCUUGGUUUGAUCUUGGCUAUUGGUACUUGGAUUACAUUGACUACUAUGUUCUUACCAAAGGGUGGUAUUAUCCAAAACUUUGGUGGUUUGGAUGGUGUUUUAUUCUUGCAGAUUUCCUUGACUGAGAACUGGUUGAUUUUCAUUACCAGAGCUCAAGGUCCUUUCUGGUCAAGUAUCCCAUCAUGGCAAUUAUCUGGUGCUGUUUUGAUCGUCGAUGUUAUCGCUACCAUGUUCACAUUAUUCGGAUGGUGGUCACAAAACUGGACCGAUAUUGUUACCGUUGUGCGUAUUUGGGUUUGGUCAUUUGGUAUUUUCUGUGUCAUGGGUGGUGCUUACUACUUGAUGUCUCAAUCUGAAGCAUUUGACAAUUUCUGUAACGGUAAAAAACCUCAACCAAGACAUGAUUCUAGAUCAUUGGAAGAUUUCCUCGUGUCGAUGCAAAGAGUAUCUACACAACACGAAAAAUCUACGUGA